Manis javanica (Malayan pangolin) is the source of this 525-nucleotide messenger RNA. NCBI's taxonomy places the organism in Eukaryota, Metazoa, Chordata, Mammalia, Pholidota, Manidae. The record is from the annotation of a RefSeq genome assembly.
AUGACAUAUGUUGUGUUUAUUUUGAGUGUUAUUUUUGUGAUUAGUUUUUUAGGGUUUUCUUCAAAGCCUUCUCCUAUUUAUGGGGGGUUUAGUCUGGUUGUAGCUGGCGGUGCAGGUUGUGGGGUUGUAGUUAAUUUUGGUGGGUCUUUUUUGGGUUUAAUGGUUUUUUUGAUUUAUCUUGGGGGGAUGUUGGUUGUUUUUGGUUAUACGGCGGCCAUAGCCAUUGAGGAGUAUCCUGAAGUUUGGGUGUCUAAUGUGGUUGUGCUCGGUGCUUUUGUUUUGGGUGUGGUCAUAGAGUUGGUUUUAGUGCUUUAUAUGUUGAAGGGUGAGGGGUUGAGUGUGGUUUUUGAUCUUGGUGGUCCUGGUGAUUGGGCGACUUAUGAUGUUGGGGGGUCUAGUUUUUUUAGUGAGGAAGCUGCGGGUGUUGCUGCUCUUUAUAGCCAUGGUGCUUGGUUUGUGAUUAUGACCGGGUGGUCUUUGUUUAUUUGUGUUGUUGUUGUUAUGGAGGUUACUCGGGGGAAUAGA